UAUCAAUCAUGCAAAAGACUUGGCUUUCAGAAAAAUGUCUAAACUUUAAGCAAUGUUCUUCCUAAAAUAAGCACCCCUCUAAAAUACAAUACCUUUCGGCCCACACCAACUAAAUUAGGCCUUGUUUGAAAUCGCGAAAUGAGAGUCCUUCUGGGCACCAAAUGCUUUCUGAACCUCUGCAAGCACCGGAUACGAUGGCACCACAAGGGCAGUUCCUAUCUACCUCCUCAGCAGCUCUACGAUGUAGCAAGGAAUGUCAUCAGGACCCACCGAUUAGCACUUUCCGCACGAUUUCUAUCAGGCAAAGGAAAACCACCGGAAACUCCAACUUUGGAUCUAAUUUGUCGGGCAUUGGCAUCAGCGAAAAACUCUGUUGACGGUGGCAAGCCGAAAAAUCCAUUAAAACUUGAAUCCAUGGGUCAGAUAUCUACUGGUUCCAGCAGCCAGGCAUUUACCAAAAAUACUCUUCCUAUAAAAGAGGAGAGCAAAACACUAUUGAAAAGCGAAUUGGAACCGGAGUUGGUGUACUCAAAAGCUCCGGAAGUAUUCAACUGCAAGAACUGUUUUGAGUAUAGUUCGGAAAUAAUGAUUGUGAACUGUAAAGAUUGCAUUGGAGAUAACAAUCAAUCCACAGAGUCAGUCAUGGGAAAGGGGACGUUAAUACUGCAGGACGAUAGUACAAACGAACCAACCAGUGCUUUAAAGGAGCCUCCAACUUCUGCAUCAAAACCAUCGGUUGGCGACUCUCCACCAUCUAUUGCUGCAAAGAACACAUCACUACUACAGGAAAAUAGUACAAAUCAACCAAAUAGUGCUUUAAAAGAGCCUUCAACAAAUCAACCAAGAAGUGCUUUAAAAGAGCCUUCAACAAAGCCUGCAUCAAAACCAUCGGUUGUCGAAUCCCAACCAUCUGUUGCUGCAAAGAAACCUCCAGUGUCACCAAGUUCAACUUCUCUCAAUGAGAGAUUUACCAUGCCCCAAAAAUCCGCUUUUCCCUUGGGAAGAAACCCCUGUACAGACGGCAAAAAAACUACAAAAUCUAAAUGUCCGCCACCCAAACCCAAACCUUGCACCUCAUCGGAAGGUGAACACAAACCACCGGCUAAAAAAAAGCCACCUUCAAAACCCAAACCAAAAAAUCCACCUAAAACCGUCGAUUCUAGUGCAUCAGGUGCACAGAAAAAGGAAAAUGAUCCUGCAAAGCCAAGGAUCGCAAAUACACCUUCGAAUAAACCUCCAUCAGAAAAAUCCUCUGCAAAUCCCAAGGUUGGAUUUUCUAUGCCGUCGAAUACGGCUUUUCCAUUGGGCAGAAAUCCCUGCGUUGAUGGGAAGAAUGAAAAGAAAGGACCUAAAUGUGCAGCCUCGAAUCCAAAGCCACUACAAAAAGCCGAGAAAGACGAUAGGAAUCGAACGGAAAUUAGCAAAAAUGCAGCUCCGAUUAAAAAAGCAGCUACUGUACCAAGUGGAUCACCUAAACCUCCGGAAAGUGUCGUACCAAAAGCCAAACCUCCAAAGAAAAAGUCAAUGAGGCAGGGUAUUGUCAAUCCAAAGGAGCCUACGGUUAAACCAAAGAGUCCUCCGGUUAAAACAAGGAGUCCUCCGGUUAAAUCCAGUGCUUCUCCUAAACCGGCUCCUAAAGCUAUCGUACAACCAAAGAAUAAAGAGCUACCAGAGCUGUCAACUUCCCGUUUUUCCAUGCCACUGAUGUCAGCUUUUCCCAUUGGAAGAAAUCCCUGCCGGGAUGGCCCAAGGGGAUCAGCCAAGGAUGAAAGUCCAUGCGGUAAAAAGGUGGUCAACAUUUGCCAAUCAGGAUCCGAUUCCUGUAAAGCUAAAAAGAAUAGAUCGAAUAACGCCAAAUUAAACGUUGUUCCGCAAAAAGCUGUUAAGAAAUCCGAUGCAUCAAAGACGAAGGCUUCCGUAGAACCACCGCCUCCUGCACCACCAGUCAAGGAAAUUCCUGUGACUUCUGAUCCGGAGAAACCUGCACCCAAAGUUCGCAGUCACACAGCAGAAAAAGCACCAAUGCCAAAAGGCAUAGAAGCCAAGGAAUCUCCAGCUUUACAGCCUUGGCCUGCAACUUCUAAGACAGAAAUCAGAACAUCUACUGAGCAAAAAGUAAAAUCUCCUACACCAGUUUCUUCAGAGCCGAAAUAUGUAGGACCAAAAAGAUCGAAUUGCGAAGUGAAAACACAAUGCGCUGCUACAAAAGCCAAGAAAAUACCAAAGAAAUGUGAGGAAUCGAGGGUGCGUCACCUAGCCGAUGCCAACAACGAUCCAAGUACGAAACCCAAGUUAAAAAAGUUUCCAGCACUUCCGCUCAAGCAAAGUAUCGCCAGUUAUUUAAGCAGUAUUGAGCCAUUUCUUAGCAAAGAGGAACUCAAAGUGCAACGGAAGGUGACCAAGGAGUUUGUGGACAACGAAGGUACACAACUCCAGGAGCUUCUCGAGAACGAAGCCGAGCGUUCGGACAACUGGCUAACUCCCAGAUGGACACGUUCCGCAUAUUUGACCUAUCAGGCUCCAUUGACCGUCUUCUCCAGUCCGGGUCUCUCCUUUCCCAUUCAGAAGUUUGAUGGAACCAAUGAUUUUCUCAACUUCACAGCUAAAGCCAUCUACGGUAUGUGCGAGUUCAAGCAGCUAGUUGACCAAAACAAAAUUCCAGUGGUCAAGAUGGGCAAACAUUAUCUGGACAACAGCCAGUUUGCCAAGAUCUUUGGCACGGUUCGCAAGCCAGGUCGAUUCUGCGAUAUCAUCGAGCAGUACAAUGAUGCCGAUUAUAUUGUGGUCGUAUAUAAUAAUAAUUACUUUAAGUUGCCCAUUUACUCCGAAAGUGGAACAUUGUUGCAUGUGCAUACACUGAAAGACGCGUUGGCGGAUAUACUUGAAUGUCCACUUGAAGUAGGCGAACACUUUGGCCUUUUGACCCACGACAAUAGAAGCAACUGGGCUGAGGCGUAUACAGUACUCUGUCGACUUCAUGGAAACGCAGAUACCGUGGAGACCAUUGAGCAGUCCCUGUUCGUGGUCUGUCUGGACAAGUGUGUACCCACUCUGAAGGGCGAGGAGAGGGUUGUCCAGGCCCAUCAGCUCCUCCACGGUGGUGGAGUGCGUCAGAACAGCGCCAAUCGUUGGAUGGACAAGACCAUUCAGCUGAUAGUCAAUCCAAAUGGCCUGGCCGGAUUUUGCUAUGAACAUUCGCCCGCGGAUUGCCAGCCACUCGCCAUGCUGAUGGACUUUGUGCAGCAGAAGGUCCAUGAGGAGAACUAUGGCUGCGGUGGCUGUGAGGCGGACAAGAAGGUCACGUCCACCCUGUUGAAAUUCCAGCCAGUGAACGAGUGCAUCAAUUUGUGGUUGUGCCAGGCAAGGCGAAAUAUUAAGAGGAUCGCCAGCCAGCUGCAGGUGAAUGUGAUGCAGUUCGAGUGCCAUGGCAAGUGCUUCAUCAAGGCGCAGGGUCUGAAUCCGGAUAGCUACAUCCAGAUGGCCCUCAGUCUGGCCUACCACUCCAUGCACCAGAAACUACCCGCUCAGUAUGAGUCCGCUCACCUAAGGAUCUUCCAUGAGGGGCGCACUGAAACCAUUAGAUCCACGUCCAAUGAAUCCAAGGCCUUCCUCAUGGCCAUGCAAUCGCAGACGGCUUCAAUGAGUGAGAAAUUGUCUGCACUUCAGAAGGCGGUGGAUGCCCACGAAAGGUUGAUCAAAGAGGCCAUUAAUGGACAGGGCAUCGAUCGGCAUUUGUUUGGCCUACAGGCGAUGGCUCUGGAAAAUGGAAUGCCACUACCGGAAUUCUUUCGGUCCAAGGGUUACGUCAGAUCGGUGACCUUUCAACUCUUCACCUCUCAGGUAGCCACCUCCCACGAAGGAUUCAUGGCAUACGGACCACUGCUGUCCGAUGGAUAUGGAGUCUGCUACAACCCACAGGAAAAAAAGAUCAUCUUCGCCAUCUCCGCUUGGAAGAGUUGCCCACAAAUCAACGUCAUACGAUUUGGCAAAGCCAUCAAGCAUUCCCUAAACGACAUGAGAAAACUAAUCCUGAACACAGGAGGUGAUUCUGUGGGCGAGCAUCCAUGUAAAUGCGAGAAAAUACUGCUCUAGAAGGGCUUACCCUAUAGAUUUCUGUUCAGAUACCAUCUUGUAUUACGUUUCAGAACAAGGCAAAUGUACACUCGUUUUUUUUAAGUUGCAUUAA
Molecule: messenger RNA, 4186 nt
Organism: Drosophila yakuba
Lineage: Eukaryota; Metazoa; Arthropoda; Insecta; Diptera; Drosophilidae
Exons: 4
Coding region: 139-4092 (1317 amino acids)
Biological process (GO): carnitine metabolic process, CoA-linked
Cellular component (GO): peroxisome
Molecular function (GO): carnitine O-acetyltransferase activity
Source: RefSeq, a predicted model, not a curated record